GCUGGGUCUUUUUUGCCACCGUUAAGAAUCGUCGGAAAUGUGGCGAUCGGCCACAAUUUGUCUUCUUAUACGCGGUUAUGUUUUAAUCGCAGCUUCACCAAGCAAUGACAUUGACAUCAAGAACGGUAACGGGAAAGAACGAAAAGAGAAAGAAGUUGUUCGUCAGAAAAGGGCGUUUGGUAAAGUUGAACCACCUUGUAACUUGACCCAUGGCGUGUACUUGGAAAGAUGGGACAGGAUAGAUUAUAAGCGCAUUAAAUUUCUGUUGGCGGAUCCACGAUAUCCAAACCUGCCAAGUUUUGCAACAUGUGUUCCAACGUUUGAGCAGCCAGCAAACUGGGGGGACUUCUUUGGUUCGCGGCUAAGGACUUACUUUGUCCCUCUUCAGACUGGAAACCAUUAUUUUUACAUCUCUUCUAAUGCAGGAAGCGAGCUUUACAUAAGCACAAAUGACAACCCAAAAACGAAGACAAUGAUUACUGGAGUAGAUGGAGGAUUUCCUACAAACCACUACGAAUAUGACAGGUUUACAAACCAGAAGUCACUCCCAGUUUACCUGAAAAAAGGCGUGUUCUACUACAUGGAGGCAAUCAUGAAAGAUGACCAUCAAUGGGACCACUUAGAGGUUGCUUUAGAGACACCAGAUAGCAAGUUUUAUAAGGUGAUUCCCUCUCAGUUCUUAUGGACGAUAAAUCGCGCCUCUUCGGCCUAUAACUCCACGUAUCAAGCAAUUUUGAUCAAAGCAGCGGCAAUAGCCGGCGCUAAGGCUGGUUCGUCAUUUGGAGCAAAGUGGGCUAUGAAGAGUGGAGCAAAAGCUGGAGCAAAGGCUGGUGCAAUGGCAGGACUGAGGGCUGGAGCAUCAGCAGGAGCUAGUGCAGGGGAAAAAGCUGCUGCUAACACGAUGACAAGGACUUUGGAAGACGCAAUGAAUGCUCUCCACGGAGAUAACGUUCACAAGUUUAAGAUCACUCUCAAAAAUGGCAGCGAAGUCGAAAUCACUGGUCCUGGAAUAGUAGGGGCUGGCGGAGGGGGUGGAGCCGGUGCUGCCGGAGCUGCAGCGGUCGGGGCAGCAGCGGCCGGAGGUGGAGCAGGGGGGGCUGGAACUGCUGGUGCUACCGCGACAGCUGGAGCUGCUGGAACGGCUGGAACAGCUGGAUCAGCUGGAACUGCUGGUACGGCCGGAACUGGAGGUGGAGCAGGCGGAGGAGCAGGAGGGAGUAGUGGAGGAAUCAUUGGCACCGGAUCAAGUGGGGCUACGGGUAUAGGGGGAGGCAACGCGGUGGCAGGGGGAACAGGUACUGGCAUAGGUGGUGGUGCCAGUGCUGGCGGAAGUGUGUCUACAGGAGGAGGAGUUGCAAUAGGUGGAUCAUCCACGGGGAUGGCUACUGGAGGCUCUAGCGCCACAGGAAUAGCUAGCGGGGGGGCCAUUGGUGGGGCUUCGGCACAAUCCUCUUACUCUUCACAGCGUAAGGUCACGUAUAUUCCAAAACCGGGAGAGGAUCCACAGACUAUUGCACGAGAAUUGGUUUGGAGGGUUGGAGGCGCAAGCAAGCUUGUGAACCAAGGACUUUACACUAUCCAUUCAUAUGACAUUCCAUAUGCCCAAGAGAAUAGUACACUUAACUUCUGCUGGCGUUCAAAAAACAGUGAUGUUGCAUUGAGCCACUUCUGCCAAGUUUUCAAAGCUCACAUUCCAGGCCUUUACGAGAAUGUUAAGGACCGGGAAGGCACCGUUUCAUUUGAGUCACUCUGUUUACCAGGACACUACAUUAAGCAGAGAAAUUACCACUUCAUUCUUCACCAAAGGGACGGAUCGAAACUUUUUGAUAAAGAGGGUACAUUUAGAGCAUUCUCUGUGAUGAGGUAUACUCGGAAUUUGAUGCUGCAAUCUAUGCAUAGGGAUUGGUAUAUUUGCGAAAAAAAGGCGAAGUCGAUCCACUUAGCAUCCGAAUUAAAGUUGGACUUUUACAAUGGUGACCCUGAUGUCCUCAUUCGCUGCACGUUCGUCUUUCAUCCCAUUGCUCAAAACGAAAAUAAAUACAGAAUGUGUCAAAGGGUAGAAGGACCUGUAGUACAUCCAGAAAUAAGUGGACAGCCACUUCCGCAUCCUCCUCACUUAGUUUCAAAUGCACCACCAUCCUCUUCUUUGCCCUCGUGUAUUCCCGUAUGUCCGGCAGGGCAAGCGGGUGGAGCCUCAGCUGGACCUGGGAAUUUUGGACCAUCCAUUCCAAGCCCUCCAACGUCCCCUGGGAGUCCUUCUGUCGCGACUGCUAAGAGGGCGUGUGUCGCAGUGAACUUCAUAAACAAUUUUGGAUCUGAAUUCAAAAUUGUAUCGUCUCUCAAACAUGAGGCAUACCUUGUUACUGGAUCUGGCUUUAAACUCAAGCUUAUGAUAGACCGACCCGAACUUCACAGUCACGUGACUUUCAAUGCUGAAGAUCCCAAAUGGAACCGGGAAUUGCUAUUGAACAGUAAACCAAACAUAUCAGAAGCAGUGGUCGAAGGAUGCCCUGAUUUUGUGGAUGUCAUAGUGACAUCAAAGCAAGGCGUCCCAACAAACGGGACUGGUAGUCAUGCUGCUCCUCCGUCACCUCCUUUAACACCCUCUUCACCAGCUUCAAUAUCCCCUCCACCCUCUCCCUCUACCCUUCCACCAGCUCCAUCUCCGGCCCCGCCCCCAUACAAUUAUCCAAAGCCUCCUGUUUCUCCAGCUACGGCACCUUCCCCAGCCUCCCCGCCAGCAUCGCCACCUUCAUCACAAGGGAUUACACCUUCCUCGCCUCCAAUACCAAAUGGAGAACAGGAACCAAAAGCACUCCACUAUCACUACCACUAUCAUGGUCAGAAAGCCCCGGCAAUUCCAUCAGCAGUUUGUCCCAACAUGUGCUCGCAGUCUGAAGAAUGCCUUCCCACUUGUCCAUCACACUGCUGCAAGCGAGACCUCGAUGAGGAAAUAUCAGACGACAAUGAUGAGGAAGAUAUAACGUUGUUUUGAAAACCGCCAUUCUUUUCCCUCUUUGCGAUUAGCAUGUUUCUGUCGAUCCUUAUAUUGAGGCAAAAAAAAGGUAUUAACGUUUGUUUUGUUUGGCUUACCUUUCCCGGAUGAGAUGCCUAGAAACACCCCCGACCUAAAGAAAAUAUAUAAAAUGGCUUUCGAGGCAAUUUUAAGCGACCCCUGCAUCGAUUGCACGAGAAAAAAGCAUGUUAAGACAUGCAUUGUGUCCAAAAUAAUUGAUCAUGUAUCUACCUCCAUUUUGUUCGAUUUCUUGCCAUGAAAAUUGUCGAAGACUUUAAAACUUACAAAUAAACUGUU
This is a messenger RNA of Stylophora pistillata, 3313 nucleotides long. RefSeq lists its product as uncharacterized. Gene Ontology annotation, biological process: L-arabinose metabolic process. Lineage: Eukaryota; Metazoa; Cnidaria; Anthozoa; Scleractinia; Pocilloporidae. The record is from RefSeq and is a predicted model, not a curated record. Gene Ontology annotation, molecular function: alpha-L-arabinofuranosidase activity. Gene Ontology annotation, cellular component: cytoplasm.